Messenger RNA from Corapipo altera (White-ruffed manakin), 4360 nucleotides. RefSeq names its product activin A receptor type 1B (gene ACVR1B). The record is from RefSeq and is a predicted model, not a curated record. Gene Ontology annotation, molecular function: activin receptor activity, type I; activin binding; ATP binding. Gene Ontology annotation, cellular component: activin receptor complex; plasma membrane. Gene Ontology annotation, biological process: protein phosphorylation; nervous system development; activin receptor signaling pathway. Bases 117 to 1478 code for a protein of 453 amino acids. The transcript has 8 exons. NCBI's taxonomy places the organism in Eukaryota, Metazoa, Chordata, Aves, Passeriformes, Pipridae.
GUGCUUUUGCUCUUGGUGGGUUCUAAGGGCUUGCUCUCGUUGUGUUUCCAGCUUUGACAUGUCUGUGCUCCGACUGCAAACAAGCCAACUCCACCUGUGAGACGGACGGCGCCUGCAUGGUCUCGGUCUUCAACCUGGACGGGGUCAAACACCACGUCCGGACCUGCAUUCCCGAGGCCAAGUUGAUUCCUGCUGGGAAGCCCUUCUAUUGCCUGAGUUCGGAGGACCUGCGGAACACUCACUGCUGCUACUCCGAUUUCUGCAACAAAAUCGAUUUGAUGGUUCCCAGCGGGCACCUGAAGGACAACGAGCCCCCGUCGAGCUGGGGUCCCGUGGAGCUGGUGGCGGUGAUCGCCGGGCCCGUGUUCCUCGUGUUCGUCGUCAUGAUCAUCGUGGUCUUUGUGUUCCAUCACCACCAGCGAGUCUAUCACAACCGCCAGCGGCUCGACAUGGAGGACCCCUCCUGUGAAAUGUGCCUUUCCAAGGAUAAGACCUUGCAAGAUCUGGUCUACGAUCUCUCCACCUCCGGCUCGGGCUCAGGUUUACCGCUGUUUGUCCAGCGCACCGUGGCUCGGACGAUUGUCCUCCAGGAGAUCAUUGGCAAAGGCCGCUUCGGGGAGGUGUGGCGAGGCAGGUGGCGUGGGGGCGACGUGGCCGUGAAGAUCUUCUCCUCCCGUGAGGAGCGUUCCUGGUUCAGGGAAGCAGAGAUCUAUCAGACUGUGAUGCUGCGGCACGAGAACAUCCUGGGGUUUAUUGCUGCGGAUAACAAGGAUAACGGGACAUGGACUCAACUGUGGCUCGUCUCCGACUACCACGAGCACGGGUCCCUCUUCGACUACCUGAACCGCUACACGGUGACCAUCGAGGGCAUGAUCAAGCUCGCCCUGUCUGCUGCCAGCGGGCUGGCCCACCUGCACAUGGAGAUCGUGGGCACUCAGGGGAAACCCGGGAUUGCUCACAGAGACCUGAAAUCCAAGAACAUCUUGGUGAAGAAGAACGGCACGUGUGCCAUCGCUGACCUGGGCCUGGCUGUCCGGCACGACUCCGUCACGGACACCAUUGAUAUCGCACCCAAUCAGAGGGUCGGCACCAAACGAUACAUGGCCCCAGAAGUCUUGGAUGAAACCAUCAACAUGAAGCAUUUUGAUUCAUUUAAAUGUGCCGAUAUCUACGCCUUGGGCUUGGUCUACUGGGAGAUUGCCCGAAGGUGCAACGCAGGAGGUAUCCAUGAGGAGUAUCAGCUCCCCUACUACGACCUUGUGCCCUCUGAUCCUUCCAUCGAGGAGAUGCGGAAGGUCGUGUGUGAUCAGAAAUUACGGCCGAACAUCCCCAACUGGUGGCAGAGCUACGAGGCACUGCGGGUGAUGGGCAAGAUGAUGCGGGAGUGCUGGUACGCCAACGGAGCCGCCCGGCUCACCGCCCUCCGCAUCAAGAAAACCCUCUCCCAGCUCAGCGUCCAGGAAGAUGUGAAAAUUUAGGCUCUGAGCCUCAGCAGGAAGAAACUGCACAGGAGCUGCCGUGCUAGAGUAGACAUGUGAUGGAGGCCUACCUCGUGUUUCAGCCCAACCUACUGCUACAACCAGACAGCGGGACCUGCAGGCUGCGAGGCGGGGGGGGACGGAGCCUACGGAACCGCUCUCUUCCCUGCUUUGGGUAUGAAACAAUCCGAAACCUUUUGUGAUCACCUCCCGAGAGCGUGGAGACUCGAGAGGGGAUUUCACCCGAGGGAUCUCAGCCAUGGUCGUAACUCUUUGUUCCUUUAGCGGGAAUCCCUGUAAAGUUCAGCGCGCGCUGGGCACCCCUUGCCGGGGUCGGGGCCAACCCGGGGUGCCCGGUUGCCGGGAGCGGGAAGGGAAAAGGGAAGGUUUUUUUCUUGCCGUUGCUCUGAGGAUUUUUCCGGGGACUGGCACGCCGAUGCAGGAAAAAAAAGCGAAAACAAAUGGUGCUCCCUUUUCUGAGAGGCUGAGCCGGAACAGUUGAUCAGCUUCACGAAACCGUUUUCCCCCCCUUCCUCCUUUUUCUCUUAAGCUUGAAGAAGUCCAGCUGAGCGCCCCGGCGGCCGUCGGGGCGCCGGUGUCUGCAUGCGCGAGGCGCGCGUGUCCCUGUGCCUGGUCAUCUCCUCCGUAGCCGUGCCGGUGUCUGCCCGUGGGGUGGCUCAUCUCUGUCCGUGCUUCCUGUGCAUGUGCAAAUCUCGAGUUGUCCCGUUUGUGAGCUGUUGCUGGUGCUCUCUCCUGUGCUGAGUUGUGAGCGUUGUGGAGCUUGGACAGGCUGCUGCAGAGCGGAUCCUCGGCUCCCCCGGUGGGGAACGUCCCCGCCAGGUCACCUCACUGCCACCCUGUCCCUUUUUUAAGACAAAAUAGGAACUGAGAAUCACUCCUGGAAUCCAGGGGUUUGGUGUUUUUUUUUUCUCUCGAACCCCUGGGGUUUGUAAUUCUUGGUAGGGGGGAGCUGAGAUGUGUCAGAGAUGGAGCAGGCUCUGAUAUCCCUUUCCCUGCCCGGCCUGCAGGGAAAGCAGGGGACAGUUCUCCUGGGAACACAAUUCCCAAGUCCACCAUCCAGGCAGAAUUCUGGGGUCUGAUCCACGGGAUGCCGGGUGCUGGGGGUGCUCUGCACCUCCCAAAGGCGCCGGGCGGGAUCUGACAGCGGGUGUGGGUUGGGAAAUCAACGUCCAUCUUUUUAAUAUAGGUGUAUAAAUAUCUCCUGAUGUGGAAGUGGCCAUGUCUUAAGUGUGGGGUGGGGGGGGCCUGCAUGGAUUUUUUUUCAUUCAACGUUGAAUCCGGGUGAGGAAGAGGUGGGAUGACUUGUCUGCAGUGAACAUGGAAGUGAGGGCUGAGGCUGCCCUGCUGAUCUUGGCAGUCGUGGUGUGGGGGUCAGGUCAGUGUCUGCGGUAGAGAACUCUGAAGCCAUAACUUUUAACUGGAGUGGUUUUGAUUAUUAUUUUUUUUUAUUAUUGUUGUUGUUAUUAUUAUUAUUGUUAUUAUUAUUAUUUUUCUGGGAGGGUCUGGAUUUUAACUUUUUUGAAUAUUGUUAAUUCUUUCUAAGAGAAGAAAAACAAUCUCUAGUUAUUACCUCUUGACCUGUUGGUUUGUAAAGAAAUCACUGCAAAAAAAAAAAAAAAAAAAAGGAAAAAAACCAAAUGCACAGCUCGAUUUACACUGGAACUGUUUCUACUCUGACCUUGCUCCUGCUCUCUAAGGUGAGGUUUCAUCUCUGCUCCGGCUGCCGGGGUUAAAUCUUUAUUUCAAUCCCUCUGUUCUUGCUGUCUGUGUCCCUGUCCGUGUGUCCCCCCGACUCCCCCGUCUGUCUGUGACCUUGUGUAAAGUGAGGAGUGUGGUUUUUUGCAUCGUGUUAGGAGCCCUUGCUCAUCCCCCCCGAGGAGCUUGGAGCGGCGCGGAGCUCCCGGAGCGGGAUCGGGGUCCAGCUCCCCGUCCCAUCCCAGUUUAUCUCGGCUCCCAGUCCCAGCCAGAGGUUCCCACCAGUCUCCAUUUCCCUGAAAACCUGCGUUUAGAAACCCAGGGGUUGGCGGGCACUGCCCAGCACUGAGGACUCUCCAGCUGCUGGCACAGGCCCCGGGGAUGCCCUGGGAGCUGGGGAAGGACGGGCCGGGCAGGAAGGGACGUCCCCCACUGGUAGGUACUGCGGGCUCUCCCUCGGGUCUCCCAUCCCUGUGACCUUGCAGGCCAAUUCCCAGGGACGCUCCGUGGGCUCCGGAACUUGCACUGACUCCCCCCCCCUUCCAACUGUAGCCACACAUGCACCUGCCUCAGCGCCAAACCAAACAGCGCCCGGCGCGCGGGGUCGGCCCGGGUCAGGCAGAAGGGACGAGGGAAGGGCGACACCCCUGUGAGCAGCAUCCUAGGAAAGGAAAAGCCUUGUUUGGGAGAGACAGAGAUGGGGAAAAACCAAGCGGGAUCCGCGGCGGGAGCGCUGACCAUGUAGCAUUUACACAGCACUUUCAUGCAAAGCCGUGCCCGGGGGGUGCCAGCGCUCGCCCGAGCUGGCUGGGAACACACAGGAAAGUCAGCACAUAGGAAUCUCUGCCAGGCUCCAAAGCCUUGCAGCAGCUCUGGGAAAAAGCAGCAUUCCAGGCAGUCCCGAGGGGAGCCCGGUGCAGGACGAGGAGGGGGGUCCAUCAGCGGUACGCGGCUGCAGGACAGAACUCUUGGUACUUCUCUGCCCCUUUGAUUUGUUUGGUUUUGUACAUUUUUUCUUAGCAAAGGACUGUAAGAAAAUAGCCACUUAGCCACUUUACCUCUUCAGUAUGCAAAUGUACAUACGGUGUAAGAUAGGAAAUCUUUUGUUUAAUAUAAAACCAGGCUGUCGAUUUCUGCUGUACAUUAUUAAAAGUUUGUUUUAUUCA